CUGCCAUACUUGCGUGGGGCCCACCUGAUACCUCCGUCGGUUCCUGUCUCCCCCCUCAGCCGCGCCGCGCUCCUUUCCCUCACUCCUCACUCCUCCAUCGCCACCCGGUGGCGCCGCGUGCGUGCUCCUUUGCUGCUCGCGCAGGAGGGCCCCACCGCCCAGCCGGCGCUGUCCCUCCCGCACCGAUUCCCUCCUCCCCGUGGAAGCAACCGCAGCAGCGGCGACGGCCGCGGCGGCGGCGGCCGGGAGGCGAGGAGUCCGAGAGGAGGAGGAGAUGGAGUACAGGAGAGUGAAGGACCAGGAAAGUUAUGAUGCUCUAUCUCAGAAAGACAUAGAAAGCCCUGUUGAGAGGUCUCUUUCUAGCACUUCAGCAACCUCCAGUCUUAGCACUGCAGGAGCUUCAAAGGGCAAGAAUAGUUGGAAGUUAAAGUCUAUUGUCACGCUUUUGUUGACGCUACUAACAAGUUCUCAGGCAAUACUAAUCGUGUGGUCAAAAAGAGCUGGAAAAUAUGAAUAUAGUGUCACUACAGCAAAUUUUUCGGUGGAAGCUUUAAAAUGUCUGUUGUCUCUCAUAGCCCUGUACAGAACAUGGAACAGUCAGGGUGUUACAGAAGAUAAUAGGUUAAGUACAUCGUUUGAUGAAGUUAGUGUGUAUCCUAUUCCUGCCAUACUUUACAUGGUAAAGAAUUUACUGCAGUAUUACAUCUUUGCAUAUGUGGAUGCACCAGCUUAUCAAAUCCUGAAGAACCUGAACAUUAUUAGCACGGGUGUGUUAUACCGCAUCAUUCUAAAGAAAAAGUUAAGUGAAAUUCAGUGGGCUGCAUUUAUUCUUUUAUGUGCUGGUUGCACUACAGCCCAGUUGAACCCCUCGUCAGAUCAUGUUCUCCAAACCCCUAUUCAAGGUUGGAUGAUGGCAAUUGUGAUGGCUCUUCUAAGUGGUUUUGCAGGGGUAUACACAGAAGCAAUCAUCAAGAAACGUCCUUCAAGAAACAUUAAUGUGCAGAAUUUUUGGCUGUACAUUUUUGGAAUGCUCUUCAAUUUAGUUGCAAUUUGUGUGCAGGACUUUGAUGCUGUGAUGAAUAAAGGCUUUUUUCAUGGCUACUCGUUCAUUACUGUAUUGAUGAUUCUUAAUCAUGCACUCAGUGGCAUUGCUGUAUCAAUGGUGAUGAAAUAUGCUGACAAUAUUGUCAAGGUGUACUCAACUUCAGUUUCCAUGCUUCUGACGGCGGUUGUAUCUGUUUUUUUGUUUGGCUUCCAUCUAUCCCUUGCUUUCUUCCUCGGAUCUACGGUUGUUUCCGUCUCCGUAUAUCUGCAUUCUGUUGGGAAGCCCCAACCACAGAAAUGAGCUUUCACUUUCAUGUCUUCAUUCUUUGAAAUACUGGCAUGUGGCAACAUGCACCUUUUCAGCUUUUCUGCAUCACAAUGAUUUCUUGGGCAGCACCGCCAAUACUACUGCAGAAUGCCAGAAGAGAUGAGAUUCGUUCUUGACCAUCUGACUACUAUUAAGCCAAGUUCUUGAUGGAUUUCGGACUUGAUCUUACAACCAAGCUAAUCAGCCGAUGAUCAUUGCAUGUCCACUGACGUUUCAACCGCCUGAGUGAUGAUUUCAAGCUCUGUUUUGCCCUUUCCCAGAUGCUGGUCAUUUAUUUAUUCACGUAUCUUUACUCCUAAUUCACCCCACUAUAUAGAAGAGAAUGUACUCCGAUGUGUUAGUACUAACCACAGCAAACAUGUCUUGAGCGGAUAAACAACUGUUAGAAUAUGUCGUUUUGUUAUCAGUAUUUAUAAGCGAAACAACUCAUUAAUAAUUAAAAAUAUCUUUUGCGUAAAACUUUUAUAUAAGUGUUCUU
This is a messenger RNA of Oryza brachyantha (malo sina), 1850 nucleotides long. Its product is annotated as CMP-sialic acid transporter 2. The transcript is spliced from 15 exons. The coding region runs from base 275 to 1345 and encodes 356 amino acids. Gene Ontology annotation, molecular function: pyrimidine nucleotide-sugar transmembrane transporter activity. The record is from RefSeq and is a predicted model, not a curated record. NCBI's taxonomy places the organism in Eukaryota, Viridiplantae, Streptophyta, Magnoliopsida, Poales, Poaceae. Gene Ontology annotation, biological process: pyrimidine nucleotide-sugar transmembrane transport. Gene Ontology annotation, cellular component: Golgi membrane.